CUGGAUGAGGAGAGAGCGGCAGCAGAGGAAAGGGAUAGGAUAGAGAGGGAGGAGAGGGAACAAGAGGAAUGGGAACGGCGGGAUAGAGAGAGGGCAGCGGAAAGUUCAGCCGUGGAGGCAGACGCAGAAGACGCCCAUGUGCAUGGGCCAGAAGACCCUGCCGAGAAUGUCGAGAUGCAUGACGAGUCCCAACACCAUCAUUUCCCAUCUUCCUCAUCACCUCAACCCAGUUCUCCUCCCAGGACGACAUACAUGGAACGCUCGGGUUUAUGUGUGAUAUGUCAGGAUCAGGAGGCAAAUAUCGCGAUCGUGGAUUGCGGACAUUUGUCCACGUGCCGUAUCUGCUCAGAACUAGUCCUCGCCUCAUCUCGCGAGUGUCCGCUCUGUCGUACUCGCAUCGUCACAGAGGCACGACUUUUACGGAUAUUCAAGACAUAGGCAUGGGGAACGACGAACUUUUUUUGUCAUUGCGCAUGCACAGAGGCUGUAAUUGUAGAUCAUGCCCAGCCAUAUGCAUGCUGUCCUAGUCUGUAUUUCUUUGCGUGGUUAAGGUAUAGAGAUAAGUUCCGAGUGGGACUUACGCUCAUCUGUAACUAAUAAUCUAACAUCAUGAACUUAUCUCGUCACGGUUGUGCUAAUUUACUGCCAUCUUCAUAAGUUCAAGCCCAGCCUGCCAGUCUAUCAUCAAUCU
Suillus paluster is the source of this 691-nucleotide messenger RNA. RefSeq lists its product as uncharacterized. The transcript is spliced from 2 exons. NCBI's taxonomy places the organism in Eukaryota, Fungi, Basidiomycota, Agaricomycetes, Boletales, Suillaceae. The record is from RefSeq and is a predicted model, not a curated record. The coding region runs from base 175 to 438 and encodes 87 amino acids.